Messenger RNA from Tigriopus californicus, 1038 nucleotides. RefSeq names its product beta-1,3-galactosyl-O-glycosyl-glycoprotein beta-1,6-N-acetylglucosaminyltransferase 4-like. The transcript is spliced from 2 exons. The record is from RefSeq and is a predicted model, not a curated record. Lineage: Eukaryota; Metazoa; Arthropoda; Copepoda; Harpacticoida; Harpacticidae. Gene Ontology annotation, cellular component: membrane. Gene Ontology annotation, molecular function: glycosyltransferase activity. Bases 39 to 1010 code for a protein of 323 amino acids.
AUGUUAUCAUUCAGAAUACCUAUAAUUGCUCAAAAUACAUGGAACUUCAAAAGUGUAGAUUUCCAAACAGAGAUCCUAACAGCUUCCAAGAUUUUCCUUUGGCCUUUGGAAUCAGCACCUACCAUCAAGUGGGUAUUUUGGAACUCUUUUUGGCCUCAUCAUUCCACCCUUUGGACUCCUACUGUAUUCACGUUGAUGCCAAAGCCAAGGACAAAGUGAAGACUGCCAUUGACCAAUUGGUGGGCUGCUAUCAAUGGAAAUAUCCCGAAGCCAAUAUAUUUACCGUAGAUGAUCCAGUGGCAGUAUUUUGGGGGCAUAUUUCUGUGUUGGAAGCGGAUUUCAAAUGUAUGCGACUUUUGCGAGACAAUUAUAAAGAUUGGAACCUCUUUCUUAAUUUGGCUGGAACGGAAUUACCCUUGAAACCUAUGCCAGAAAUUCGAAGGAUUCUAAAGAACUUCCCGGACGGAACUUUAGAGAGUUAUGCUGUUCCCAGUUACCAAAUGAAAAGAUUCAAGGUCUCCAUGGAACUGAAAAGAAUUGGCCAAGGAGACUUCGACCUCGAGCUUGUCAAAACUGAUCGCGUGAAAGAUCUUCCCCCAGGAAAUAUUACUCUAAGAAAAGGCUACAAGAAUGUAGCUUUGCCUCCCUAUCUGGUCGACUUUUUUCUGGACUCACCGUACUGUCAUGAGUUCUUAAAUUGGAUUAGUGAUACUCAUAUCCCGGACGAACAUUUCUACUCAACCAUGAUUACUAAAUUCAAUCAAACCACUCGAGAUGUUCAAGACUUGCAAGAUUUGGACACAGAUUUUACUCACGGAGUUUGUCUAAGGCUGACCUGGUGGUCCGAUGGCAAUUGUCGGGGCAAAAGUAUCCGGGGAAUUUGCAAUUUUGGACAAGAAGAUUUGCCUCGCCUACAUAAAGACACUAAAUGUUUGUUUGGAAACAAGUUCAAUCUUGACGUGGACGCAGUUGCUCCAAUGCAGCAUAUCUUACAUGUUUUGGAAACCUGAACUGUAACACAUUUCUUUCGCAUUUCAA